Coregonus sp. 'balchen' is the source of this 751-nucleotide messenger RNA. NCBI's taxonomy places the organism in Eukaryota, Metazoa, Chordata, Actinopteri, Salmoniformes, Salmonidae. The record is from the annotation of a GenBank genome assembly.
AUUGUGCUUCGGGAUUCUGACCCUGUCGUCCUCACCCAUCACCAUUGCACAUGUGUAGCAGGCACUGCUCUCUGCAGUCAGUUGUAUUGCUCUUCUAGACGGCUCAGUGUGCCAAUUGUGCUUCCUGUUCACAGCUUUACAGAGGCAGAACAACGAUGGCACAAACCUGGAACAACUGUAAGUGUUUUCAGUAAAUUAUAUUGGCAUUUAGAAUGUCUAGAUUUAUCCACUGUGGCUAAAUAACCUAUCAGUGUUUACAAAAACACUGAUAGGUUCUUCUUCUCAGAGGUUGCAAACAUAGCUCUGUAUUGGUCUCACAGGGUGUGAAACCUGGGCCAAUCAACAAGAUUGUUAUAUCCAAGCCUACCCCAAAAAGCAUGGCAGAAGGAGGAGUGAGGUAAGUUACUUUAUUUUAUUGUUUAAGAUUGCAUAAUUUCUGUCUACAAAUUCACUGAUUCAGUGUUUCUAUCUUGUAUACUAUAGAAGCACACUCUAUAAAGGAAUGGUUGGACUGUUGCCGGAUCUGUCUGUGCUGAAGGUGGAAGAGACCUACAGGGAUUUCCACAUGUUGGACAAACCACUGGUGACCACCAUGGUCAUGACUGUUGACAGGCCUCUAGUGGAAUCUGCUUUCGGGUUGGUGCAGAAGGGGAGUGUCCUUUCCUACCAGCAGCCGAAGCUUGCUACUAAGCACAUCAAAGUCCACAAAGAUGCUCCACCAAAUCCAUCCCUACCUCUAGUCGACUACUAG